Molecule: messenger RNA, 585 nt
Organism: Daphnia carinata
Lineage: Eukaryota; Metazoa; Arthropoda; Branchiopoda; Diplostraca; Daphniidae
Gene: MED21
Product: mediator of RNA polymerase II transcription subunit 21-like
Exons: 4
Coding region: 107-523 (138 amino acids)
Biological process (GO): regulation of transcription by RNA polymerase II
Cellular component (GO): mediator complex
Molecular function (GO): transcription coregulator activity
Source: RefSeq, a predicted model, not a curated record
GCGACUCAUCCACUGGCUUUCGAGGUGGGCAAAAUUUUUGCUAACCAGCUAAUGGCGAUUACCAAUGUGGCGUUGGCAUUGACAAUUUCGUAAAGUUCCGUCGACAAUGGCUGAUCGUUUGACACAACUACAAGACGCGAUUAAUGCGCAAGCCGAUAAUUUUUGCAAUGCAAUCGGGAUCUUGCAACAAACUGCCCCACCGGCAACUUUCCCUGGCUUCGAUCGGGCCGGCAACCGAACACCACAGCAACAACAAGAAGAUCACGCUUCACUUUUUGCCACAUUAAUUGCACGUUGUGCAAAAGAUAUCGACGUCCUUAUCGAUUCUUUACCCAGUGAAGACUCAACCACAGAGCUACAAAUUGCAAGCCUCAGAAGAUUGGAGGAGGGAAAUGAGGAUGCUGCUGCACGACUUAGGGAGGUUGUGAGCGAGGGAGAACUAAUGCUAGAGAAGAUUCAGAAUGCCCUACAUGACAUUGCACAGACCCAAUUAGCAAUGCAGAGUACAAGCCCAAGCACGUAACCAAUCAUUACUUUAUUCCUUGUAUCCUAAUUUUGAUAUUUAAAGAAACGAGUAGAAUCAAA